AGGUAAUAGACUGUGGGCGACCAAAUUCAUUAUCUUAAGCAACGGAAUUUAUCUUUGUCCUGCGAUCUGAGUCUAGCAACUCCAGCAGCUCGCAAGAAGAGAGCUACACUUCAGUCAACCAUCAACACAACAUAGUAUGGAGCGUCUUCUCCCAAAUCUAUCCACACUGAAAACCUUCAAAACAACUAGAGACAUCCUCAUAUUAAGUCGACGCCUUAGCUGGUACCAUCCGCGAUCAACUGUUCGAUUCAUCGCCACGAAAGGUUCCCAGCAUAGUUCCAGCAAUAACAAACCACUGCAUUCAUCAGUCGGGAUGCCUUUGAACGUCUUGAUUAUAGGUGCCGGUGUUGCUGGUCCGGCCCUUGCAAUAUUUCUACAAAAAUCCGAUCCCAAUCACAAGGUCACCGUCAUAGAGCGUUUUCCCUCGCUACGUGUGGCAGGUCAGCAAAUUGAUAUCAAGAACCAAGGUGUCGAUGUCCUAAAGAAGAUGGGGAUCUUCGAUGCAAUCAAAAAAGCGUGUGUUGACGAAACCGGUCUUGAGGUCAUUGAUUCGAGCGGACGACGGAAAGCGCUUGUAGGCAUCAACCCUACUGGCCAAAGCCGUCGCACUUUGACAUCCGAG
This is a messenger RNA of Daldinia loculata, 622 nucleotides long. RefSeq lists its product as uncharacterized. The annotation marks the transcript as partial. Lineage: Eukaryota; Fungi; Ascomycota; Sordariomycetes; Xylariales; Hypoxylaceae. The transcript has 2 exons. The record is from RefSeq and is a predicted model, not a curated record.